CAAGACGCGGGCAUGAAAUUGCUUUAGUCGCAAGUUCGGAAAGUGUUGAAAAUAAUCAGUAGGCUAUUUAAAACUAUUUAUUUUCGUGAUUUAAAUUGUAAAAUAUUUUUUAAAGAAGUAUGACUUCAUUUAAUUUGAAAAUAUUCUUGUCACAGUUGUUUAUUUGACGCUCGUCCUUUCAUUUUCUAGUCUAAUUUGUUAUUAAACUUUGACUUUAAACUUUUAAGCUUUAGUUUUAUUCAAAAACGACUACCGUUAACUAAAAACUAAAACUUAACCAGCAGUAGCAGACUCAAGAGUGACAGUGACAGUAACUUCAGUAACAGUAACAGUAGUAACACUUACUCCCUCAAGACUAAUGUGGCAAAUUAAAUAAAUAUAAAGGCAAAACUCUUCAGAGUUAGUAGACAGUAUAGUAAUAAGUAUAAGAUAAGAUAAGGCACAACUUCACAGCACAAGUCAAUAAUAGUCACUAAUAAGUAAUACUAUCAGUAAUCUAACAUUCAUAAGAAAAGAAAGAAUAGAGGUCUGGAAUAUCUCUUUUUCACUUUACUUAUAAUUUAAAAUACUCCACCAUUGGUCCAGUACAAUUUCAAAAAUAAUUUACUACUAGUACUAGUAGUAGUAGUAGUAGGGCUUUACUAGGCCAGGCCUUAUCUUUUGUCUAUACUAUAGUCAUAGUCUAUAACUAUAAUAGACUAUAAUAUGAGGUCUGAGUCUGUAGUCUAGUGUAGUAUAAUGUUAACUAUAUAUUAAAUGAGUUCAUAUAUGUGGAUGCGAACAGGCAGGGCUAGUCUUGAAAGUAAAAUUACUACAGCUAGUGCUCGACUUAUACCACAGCCAUAGUCAGUUCUGACGACUAGCCGUAACACGAUUUGGUCAUAAGUUGAGUACGCUAUGUGUACAGUAAUGUGAAGUGAUGUUAUAAAAAUAUUCUAAAUUUAAGUUAAAUUAGGCCCUAUCAUUUCUUUAAUUAUUGUUAUAAAUCAUAAUUUUAGAUGUUCAUUUUAUGCCAUUUGUAUCAUCUCUACACCAUUUUGUUUCUUUUUUAUAAAAUAAAUCUGAAAUCUAAUAAUAAUAAUCUGGCUAGUGAUUGUGGUUGUAAAGUGGAAUGGUCAUCCAUAAAUUGCGUCGGUCGUAAGUCGUAAGUCGAGAGCACUAGCUGUAUAAUGAAAGCUUCUUCUACUAUUACUAGUAUAAGUAGUGCUAUUAAUGGACUACUCUACUAACUGUUUAGUUACUAACUAAGACUAAGAAGAAUCUAGGAUACUUCACAUAUAAAAUACAUUUCAUUUAUCUUAGCGGCUCAUUAUAAUUAAUAAUAAUAAAUUAAUAUUAACAGAUCAAGAAGCCUACAUAAAAUGAUCUUCUUAAAAAUAGGCAAAGCUCAGCAGUAAGCGUCACUUGUGGGGUGCAGUCUGCACAGGGCGACACUCACAUUGGAAGGUGGGGGGAAGGAGGAGAGUGUACACACACUCAACAAAAGGUUGAUACCAAAAGGGAAAAAUAUACUGACCUUGUUAUUUCAAAUUGUCAUAGACGUUGUUACAUACAGUAAAACAAUUGGGUGCAAUUUAAGCAAGUUGCAACCAGAGCAGUUGGUCACCAGAAAUGGGUGCGAUCAAAGCAAUCGCUUCCAGAGCAGGGUGUGACUCUAUCUGGGAGCAAUCCUAACAAUAGCAAGAGGUCCCAAAAGGAGUCCAUGCUAGAAAUCUUAAAGAGAGUGGGAUGACACAGUGAGUUUACCGUAGCGGGUGACACCUACCUUAGCAACGCCACUGCUGCACAGUGGUCUGGUAUGGUAGCAAAGUUUGCAAAUGCAAGUUCACACAAAGUAUGAUAAGAAGAGCACAAUGUUAAAAACUGCUUUUUCUUUCUAAUUUUAAAAGACAAACUUAAUCUUAUCUCAUUUGAUUUAUCCACAAUUGAAAUAUUUAAAAUUGGUGUUUUUAGACAUUUCACUUGAAUACAAUUUCAAUAAGGUCUACAUGAUGUGAAGUCUAAAUCUAAAGAAUACAGUUAGGCCUAACCUAAUCAAAUGUAUUAUUAUUAUCUCACUUGUGUUAGCUAACUUAAAACUAUGCCCUUGGCUUGUGUCAAUAGGUCUAAUUUAUUCAAAUUUAGUGGAAUUCUGCCUGUACUGGCUAUUUGAAUUUCGAUAUUGUUUUAAAAGCUUAAAGCAUAAGUCCUAAUUGAAUUGAUUAGCCUAUUUAACUUAUUUUUUCAAAUAUUGGUAGUCUCAUGAGACUAUUUAUAUUUAGUACUUAGGCCUUAUUAACUUUUAUGAUAAAUGAAUGCAACAUAAAAAAAAACCCACAAAAACUUGCUCAUUAGGUUAUUACUUGAUAAGCCUGUAAUUUAUAAUUUUAUUUGUAAAACAUCAUUGUCAUCAUUUGAAAUAAUUAUACUAAAUUAUUAGUUAUCUUUAACUUUCUUUCUAAUUGAUUUUUAAAAAUUCUAUUUCAGAAAUGCCAAACUUUGGAAAAUUAGCCAGAAUCAGCCUUGCGCUUGCUAUGCCAACAAGUAUAUUGUUGAUUUAUUGGUUGUAUAGACAUUGGUCACAAGGUUAGUAAGACAGGUUUUUGAUAUAAUAACUUUGCUCUUGUUUAAAAAUAUUUGCUAUCUUGGUUGGUAAUUUUUAAAAUGGACUUGAAAGAAAAAAAAGUCACUCAAUAAUCUAUUUAAUCCUCAGAUGUGCUGCAAAAUUUCAUGAUACUCUCAUUUUCAUUUGAUGGCUUAUUAAUUAAAAAAAAAAAAUGAUUGUUUAGUAUUAAUAAAAAUGUUACAAUAAGACGAUUAUCAUUAACUUAUUAAAUUAUUAACUUUUCACUACAUCAAAAUCUUUUUUUGGAUAACUUAUGCAUUGAUUUUUAUGUAUGUAUUGCAUAUAGAUGAUGAAGUAUUUGGCCCAAACAGAGUGAUCACCACACGCAAUACUAAUAUUGAAAUACUAGUACCACAGAGAGCAGUUGGUGCCAUCAUUGGACGUCAAGGGUCAAACAUCAAACUGGUGUGUCUUUAUUUAGGUUUUAAACUAUCACUCGAGUCUAUUCACAAUACAAAAUUCAUUUUAAAAAUCAUCAUCACUGAUUGAAUGUCUGACAAGAUCAGCUAAGUCUGCUUACCAAAAUUUUUAAUACUGCAACAGAGUAAACACAAGCAAUUAGGUUUUUUAAAAAAAGUCAUGUCAUUGCAGAGCAAUAGGCUUUCAAUGGUGUGUAAAAAAAAAAUUGAAAAUCUGGAAAGAAACAAUGUAAUUUAAAUUGCAAUACCAGCGUGGAAUGUAGGAUCCAAGUGUAUUGGUCUUCAGGCUUUUCAAUUUAAUCUUGUUCCGCAACUAAAAGUAAUGAAUGUAAUUACUUAACCAAAAAUUAUUAUUUUCUGUGACACGCAGUUUUCAAGCAAAUUUCUAUUUUAUUAAAAGAUCUUCACAAGUAACAACUUAUCUUAAAUGACCAUUUACUUUGUCUGUCAACAGCCCCAAAAAAUGUGUAAAUUUACUGUAUCUUUCUUGUUACACCUGAUGUGCGACACACCAAUAUUUCAUGGGACAUGACACGCUGGUUGAAAACACCACUUUAGAAUAUAUAUUAUUAUUGAUAUAAGUCAUUGUUAUUAAUAUGUCCUAAUGCUAACAAAUACAAUGAUUUUUCUAAAAUGAUUGAUAACAUUUAAUUUAAAAAAAACUAUAUUUCAUGUAUUAAAGUUUUCAAACAAUUUUUUCUUGUUUGCUUGAAUUAAUUUUCCUCUAAUUUCCCUAUCAGAUUCAAAAGAAGACUGGUGCACGGUUGCAUUUUAAAGACAGGAAAGCCUCUGAGGAUAAUGAUAAAAGUUUUAAGCAGACCCACCGUACAAUAGUUAUACUGGGAAGUCCAGAAUCUGCACAGCUAGCUGAGCUUAUGGUCCAUCAGGUAGGUCCAACCACUGAAACACAUGUUCCCAUGCAUGAAACAUUUUCCAAUUUUAUUAACUGAGAACAUAUUUUAACUUAAGACUAAAAGGGAUGCCAAUGUUUAUAUGUCACCACUAGGUCAUAGCUGACAUCCCUGAAACUACAACAGAAGAAAUUGAAGUCCCCUCCUAUUUUCUUGGGGGAUUAAUUGGUGAGUCUCAAUUUCAAAACAAAAAAAAUUUAGCUAAGUAAUUUUUUUUAUUUUUAUAGAAUACAAAUUUUAUUCUUGAGAUUCCUGAUGACCUUUGUGCAGUUCCCGUAGUUGCUUCGUGAUUGUGAAUGGUUGCUGCAAACAUUCUUCUUCUAAUAUCAUAUGACCACAAUAUUUGAAUAAUAUCAUACGUUUUUAAUUAAUUUUUUUAACUUGUGGAAUACUUUUUUCUAUAAUGCGCAAGAAGAUUGCAAAUGGGCAAGAAGAUUGCAAACAAGUUUCACCUUUUCAUAGGUCUAUAAUUAAUUGAAUAUACAUUUUAAUUUAUACAAAGAGGGGGUGCAAGAAUUAAAAACUAUAAGCUUGAAUAUACAGCUUGGUAAAGUUUGGAAGCAACUAUUCUGAUUUUUCAAACCAUGAAAAAGGCCAGAAUAAAAAAAUGUAAGUUUCAUGACAUCCUAUAAUUUAAAAUUAUUUAAAGUGAAAAAUUGUAGGGCAUAUUCUAAUUUGACAGGCAAAGGCGGGGUGACAAUACGAGAAUUGACCAAGGCAAGUGGUGCAAGAAUACACAUUGGACCUUCCCAGGAUUACAAAAGUUCUGAAAAGCCAAGGGUGAUCGCACUGACUGGUUCUAGGGAGCAGAUUGAUUCUGCUCUGGUAAAUCUAUUUGUUCAUAAGGGCUUGUAUCUAAAUUUUAAAGACAGAAGGUUGAAACAAAAUAGAGGCAGAAUAAUAUCAGGAAUUAUUAUUAUUAUUUUUUUUAAAUUGGAAGUCAAAAAAGAAAAGCAAUUAAAAUUGGGUUGAAUACAAUUAAAUGGAAAUAAGCAGAAGUUGGAUAAAAAGAUUGUGCUCUUUGACAGAAGAUGCAGAGUUCAAUUUUGGUUAAUAAUCAUAUUUCAGAUUCUCUCAUUAACUAAGCUUGGUAGGAAAUGAGGUCUCCUCGGGUAAAAUCUAUUUAUAGGUCAAAAGGGAAGGGGGAUGCAGGGCUGACAUAAGAUGGGGGGGGGGGCAAAAAAGUUGUGAAACACUUGUCUAAACUGAUUCGUUCAUGGUUAACCCGCCUUUUCUACACUGAACAGGAAUUAAUCGAGCAAAAACUGGAGGCUCUUGAAGACUCUCGAGUCAAUUCCAAAAGGAUAGGUAUGACGCCCAGCAACAAGAAAAGAGAGAAAAUUAAACUCACACCAGGUAAUGCAUAACUUUUCUCUGUGGAUUUUAUAAAUUUUUCUUUUAUAUUUUAACCAAAAGGAAAAUAUUGCCAACAUUAAAGGAAUACAGAUUUAAUGCAUACAUCUGCUUGUAAAGAAUAUCAAGAAAUGCUUCUUGCUUAAAGACAAACCUCUUUUUAACUUAGAGCACUGAACAAAGACUCAUCAUCAUCAAUGGCACUACAGCCCAUGUAGGACCCUGGCCUGCUCCACCACAUCCUUCCAUUCGGAGCGAUCCAUGGCUUUCCGUCUCCAUGCUCGAACCCCCAACUGGUGUAAAUCUGUCUCCACAUCAUCAAUCCACCUCAUCCUUGGGCGACCGAUGAGUCGUCUGCCCCUAGGCUUCUGCCUGUAUAUAAUUUUGGCUGCUCUGCAUUCCGGCAUCCUUUCAACAUGACCUGCCCAGCGUAUUCUGCCUUUUUUUAUCAUUGUGACUAUGGGUGGUUCUUUGUACAAAUAGUAAAGUUCUUGGUUUGAACAAAAACUACCAUAGAUAAUUCAUUCAUGACCCAUUUGUUCAUAAGCCAAAACCCCCUCCCCAGUUGUGAACAGGAAAUGUCUGUGUGUAAUCCACUCAUAUGCUGAAAUAAUAUGCCAGUGUAAGCAAUACAGUACCAAAAAAUAUCAUGGAAGGGAUUAUGCUUGUGCUUUAAAAUGACUCGUCAAUGGCUCCAUCUCCUUUUGGUACCUUUUUUAUAUGUCAUGCCAUAAACAAUGGCCUAAGCCAUAAGCUCAUGAAUUAAUGUAUGUUGUUGAAAUAAGAAAUUGUAAAACACAACAUUAAAAAUCAAAGCUUCAGGUAAUGUAUUCUAAUCUUGUAGAACGCAUGGUAGAUGCACGGCCUUUGUUAUAAUUUUAUCUUUCAAUGUACAGGAGAAAAGUCUUAAAAUAUCUAUCUCAAGACAAACCCCCCCCCCCCCAAUUACCUAGAAAUAUUUCUAAAACGGUGGCUUUAGAAUGAAAUUAAUGUAAUUUGUUGAAAUAAGAAAUUGUAAAACACAACAUUAAAAAUCUAAGCUUCAGGUAAUUUAUUUUAAUCUUGUAGAACGCAUGGUAGAUGCACGGCCUUUGUUAUAAUUUUAUCUUUCAAUGUACAGGAGAAAAGUCUUAAAAUAUCUAUCUCAUGACAAACCCCCCCCCCCCCAAUUACCUAGAAAUAUUUCUAAAACGGUGGCUUUAGAAUGAGUAAAUCCUCUUUUAGCCCUUUUUUAGUUAAUAAACUGUUAUUAAUUAAGAUUAAAUUGAAAAAAACCUUGCUUAGCAAGCAAGUCAUUGGCAUUGAAGUUUGUCAUUAAAUGGGGAGUAACUCUUAAAGAUACUUACUUGUAGUUCUAAAUAAUGUUUCGAAAAGCUGUUCUAGUCUACCAAUGUUUCCUGGACACCAUUCUAGUCUUCACCUAGUAUUACAUAACAACUAUCAAGACACAAACACCCAUACAUGACCUUUAUGUUGCUUAUUUUUGCUCACCAGUGACUCGUGAUGACACCCCGUGGGACUUACCAAAAGAAUCUCUUGUGCCAGAUAAACUUGCUGAUAAUGUGAGCGACAUUGUUUUUUCAAAAUAAUUUUUUAAACUUAUUUUAAUGAACUUGACUUACAUUCAGGCUCUUGCAGCUUUCUCCAAAUUAGUUUCGGCAAGAAACGUGUUGUCGGUUUUAAGAUAUUGUACUGUUAAAGUAGCAAACACCUGAGAAAAAUUGAUACCAUCUGUGUCUUAUAUCCCCCUAGGCCCUGAAGCUCUAAUCAAUUAUAGCAACUUUUGGCCACCAUCUUGGUCAGCAUCCAUGUCCAUCAAUUGAUGAUUCAUUAAUAAAUGAGAUGCAUAAAAAUAUGCUUUCGGGAGAUUGUGAAAAUAAUAAGUUCCACAAAAUUCACCAUUUUUCUUCAUAGUUAUAAGUUUUAGAAAACAGGUGAGGUUGGGUAGAGAACACUUGCCUUGACAAUAGCAAACCCUCAUUCUUAAUAAAAAAACAAAAUUUAAUUUCUUAAUUAAAAAAACAAACUUUUCAGAGAUAUUUAUUUCCAGAAAAAAGCCUGGCUUCAACAUGAGUUAUUCACUGUUUUCUUUCAACCCAUUUGUAUAUGUGCACAAAAAUAUUAAAGUCUGGCAUGGUUUUGAGGUAAUUUGUUUUGCAAUCAUAAUCAGUUAGUGAUGUUUUUUCAAUCUCUAUCUUUUUUUGUUUGUUUGUGCCAUAUUUUCAGGAGAGUCUUUUGGAUGUCUAUGUGUCAGCUGUAGAGCACCCCGGCCAUUUCUGGGUGCAAGUUGUUGGGAAGAAAGCCUUGCAGCUUGAGCAGAUUCAAAAAGAUAUUACGGCAUUCGUCUCCACAACAGAUGCCAAACAGGUGAUUUGUUAUCAUUGCUUGCUUUGUUGUCUUUUAUCCAUUCAGUCCACAUUUUUUGCGGCCAAGGAAUGGCUGUUUUAAUGUUUGUCGCUUAUAUAUAUUAAGAAAGUGUGAUAAAGCACCAAAAUUAAUUACUAUCUUCACAGUCUAUUUUGUAUUUAAAAUCCCUUUACCUCAAUGAUUAUUAUUUUUGUAAGACUUUUAAAAAAAAAGGUAUUUUGUAUUUUAAAAUUAAAGAUGCUUGUUAGAGACAAAGGUAUGUGAGAAUUGAAAUGGCAAUGUUGGGACACUGUUGCAACUCUGGUUCAAAAGCUAACAGCAAAGAAUCCCCUAAAUUAUGAUUUAGUCAGAUAGAUUAGUUGCCCUGGCCCAGAAGAGAUGCACAAUAUAGAACAUGAAUGUAACCUGAAUGGUUUCAGACAUGUUCUCAACAUUUUUAGUCAAUCAUAAAAGUUCACAGGUAAAUGAUUGUGGUAAAAUCCUUCCACAUGUUACAAAGUUCCUUGAAUGUUAUAGGCAAUCAAUACAAAUUAAAAAUUUACUAAAGGUGAAGGUAGACUUGACUGCCUGAAUCAUCAACCUCUUUAAUGGAAAUGAAAACUUUUCCAAACUUUGAACCAUCAUAAAUGCUUUGUUGCUUUUGUCUCAUAAACAAGCAACUGUUGGGCAUGGAUUUUCUGUCAACUGGGAUUCCAUAAGGUUUUUGUGGCUAGGAUGAUGAUAAAAGACCCUACCGAACACAUGGAAGGCAUUUUCCAUAUAGUGGUGACAAAGAGCUUCAGGGCAAUGGGGAAGACAACUAUGCAAUGCAAAUUUGAAGUACUUUGUGCUCAAAGCACUAAAGUCUAAAAAUACCUUUUUGUCCAUAAAAUUUGAUCAUUCUUAUUUGCAAUGGGUACAUUUUAAUGUGUUCAAAUUAAUGCUGUACACUUGACUAAACCAUAUCAGAAGAAGACUCAUUUUAUACUGAUUUUUGAUGAAACUAUGACUUGAGUACUUUUAGUGCUAGAGCCUUCAAUUGGAAAACAAGGAGGAGAAGAGGCAAAAGUCUUCUCAGAUAUUGAGAUAUUGAAAAGAUAUUUUCAGAAGAUGAUAUAGAUGGCUUGAAAUUGUACAUGGCUGAAACUGGAGAAAGAGAUUGUGUUCUUGACCAAAGAUGCAUACAAAACUGCAGAGAAAGCUCAGACUUUGCAAAGCUUUCCUCAUCUACCCAAAGCCAAUGCAAUGAGUGUCAGGGCAAAUAAAAGUCACAGCAACUGUCAAAACGUAUCUUACCCCACAGAAGCCAGGUUGCUUAAUCAGAUCCAAAUGCUCAAUAAACACUGACUUCACCUCUGACAACUCCAUGAGCAGUAACACCCCGAACAAUAGUAAAUGCUUCACUGUGCCUCGGUGUAACACAGUGCAGUAUAAACAAUCGUUCUUCCCACGAACAAUAAUUGCUUGGAACCAACUGGACAAUGCCGUUGUGGACUCGACAUCAAUCAAGAGUUUCAAGGCUGCCCUGACACCCCCUAGGAGCCGUUAGGAUAGCCUCAUCGUUUCCCAAACCGUUGCACAUAUGCCAGUACAUGGAUGCAGCAAUGUACCCUAUCAGAAUCAGAAACUGAAUGUUGAAAUAAAUUAACAGUUGAAAUUAUUAGGAAACCUUUAACCUGUAAAAUAACUUCCCUUUAUCACAAUCAUCAAGAAUUAAUCCUCCAAACACAAAACAUUGAUUUUGUACAUACUUUUUCCAUCCUUGUAUAAUGCAUCAUUUUAAGGCACCCUUACUUUAUUUGAUAUCAUCUCAUGGGUAUUUCAUUUUCUGCCAUUGUUUUUUCUUCCCCCACAUAAAAAUAGCCAUUAAUUGCUGUUCAAAUGAGAUGUAUUUAAUUUUUUUAAAAGGACAUAAUUCAGUAAUUUAGAUUUAAAUUUGAUAUGAUAACUUGGAUAUAUUAGAGGCACUAGAAAGUUAAUCAAGGAAAGUUAAAGAUAGUGGUUAAUUAAUAAGGAAACUUAAUGCUAAUGGUUGAUAAGAAAAUUUAAUGAUAAUGGUUAAUAAGGAAAGUUAAUGAUGAUGUUUAAUAAACACAUUAUUAUUACUGUAUGGUAAACUGUAUAUACUCUGAUUAUUUAAUAUUUUUUUUUACCUGCCAUGUCAAUGUAGUGUUUUAUUAUUUAAGCACAUUUUUUAAAGAAAAAACUUGAUAACAUCUGUCACAGCAAAACUUUGCAAAAGUCAUACAUUUUAUUAUUUUCAGUUGAGAAAAGUUGGCAAAAAGUAGGGAAUUUUAAAAUAAUAAAAAAAAAUGAGAACCAUAUUUAGUGCCUACUAAGGGAAAACUAAAAAAAGUUUUUUUUUUUUUAACUUGAUUUGUUUUAACCAUUUUAGAUCUAGUUUUUAUCUUAAAAGUUCAAGUUUUACCAAAAAAAUACUAAUUCACUUUAUAACAACAGAACUACACAGUGACUGACAUUAUCCCAGGGGAAUUAGUUGCUGCUCCUUUUGAUGAGGGAACAGACACAACAUAUUACAGAGCAAAGAUUCUCUGUGAAACAGCAGAUGGAAAAGUAGACCUGUACUUCAUUGAUUUUGGAGACAACACCUUUGCUGAAAAGGAAGACAUUUUCAAACUCAGGUAUUUUUUUUAGCUUAAUUUGGAUAAAUGAAGAAUAGAUCAUGGGUUGAAAUCAUGCGUUAUCUUUUGAUUAGGAUGUGAAAUUACUUUUUUUCAAAGGCAUUUUAACUAUUCUUUUGAAUUGAAAUUAAACUUAAGAUUAAAAAAAAGUACUUAUCAUACUUAUGCUUAGUAAAUUAAAUUCGACCAUGCUUAAAAUUUUUAUUUUAAAUGUUUUUUUAUUUCAAAAUGUACAAUUUUUUCAGUGAAAUAUUUAAAUUGUUGUAUUCAUAUAGAAAAAAAAUAGUCUGAAUUUAGUUUAAUUUUUCACCACAAACAUAUGUUUUGAGUAAAUAACAGAUUUCUAAAAAGUCAUAUACUCUUUUUUAACCCUUCAGACCAGAUUUCAAAAGCUUUCCACCUCAAGCAGUAGAGUGCCAGUUGGCAAAUGUAGAACCUAUUGGUAAAUUUAAUUAUAACUUAUAUGCAUUUUUUAAAACACUUUGAAAACUACUAUUAGGCUUUACUCAAUCUUUAUUAUUUCCUUACAAUUAAAUUUAAAUCAUUUCUUAAAUAUCAGUCUCAUUUGCUUAACUGAUUAGCUACCAGAUUGAAAAACCGGCUGUGGCUGAAUUAAAUCUAGGUAACGUUGACUACGAUACAAACAUUGGCGCUACCUGCGGAUCGUGGCCAUAACAAAAGUAACGCCCCGUUGCUCCCAGGGGCUUAUGGUAGUUAACCAGUUAAUGAAGUCAUCUUCCUCAUAAGUAAACAAUGAUUGUCAACACAGCUAUUUAUCUUUCAAAUUUUUUGUUUAGUGUUAAUGUAAAAUGAAGCUUCCUACAAAAUAGUGGCAUUGGAGAAGUAGUUUCAUGACUUAUAAAAUUCAUUGAUGAUUUUAAAAAUGUUAAGUCUAAUUUUGUAUUACUCGUCAGAUGUGUGUGAAAUUUCCCACCUCACAAUCUUAUGUCACAGAGCAGCAUUUGCUUUAUCUUAACAGCAACCUAAAAUUAUAUCCCAUCAGGUGACAGUUGGACAGAAGAAGCCAUUACCUGUUUUGAAAACCUGUCUUACUGUGCACAGUGGAAAGUUGUGUCAGCUAGAGUCGUGUCAUACAAGUUGGACGACAGAGGAUUGCAAAUCCCCCUCAUACAGCUGACAAGUACCAGUGAAGGCCAGGUAAUUUAA
Molecule: messenger RNA, 11443 nt
Organism: Lymnaea stagnalis (great pond snail)
Lineage: Eukaryota; Metazoa; Mollusca; Gastropoda; Lymnaeidae
Source: the annotation of a GenBank genome assembly